Notechis scutatus (mainland tiger snake) is the source of this 5178-nucleotide messenger RNA. RefSeq names its product solute carrier family 25 member 24 (gene SLC25A24). Gene Ontology annotation, molecular function: calcium ion binding. The record is from RefSeq and is a predicted model, not a curated record. Gene Ontology annotation, cellular component: mitochondrial inner membrane. Lineage: Eukaryota; Metazoa; Chordata; Lepidosauria; Squamata; Elapidae. Gene Ontology annotation, biological process: transmembrane transport.
AUCCCCAACUGCGUAAUUUGCUUUCCUGCAAACUCUGCUCCUUUAUGUACGUAGAGAGGAGGCCAAAGGAACCAAGCCCCUCCUAUGCCGUGAGUGAGCAAACCCGGAGAAACCAGCUCUUCCCCUUCCUGCUCCCUCUUGGGGUGUUGCCUCUCGCCCGUCGUCUUUGUUAUUGGAUGGCUCCUCCCAAGAACUGCAAAAAGCCAACGGUAUUUUUUUUUUAAAAAAAGACUUGGCCAUAACGCGAGGCCUUUAGAUUUAUUCGUUUUUUUUACGUUUGGGCUCUUGCGUGGAUCGUGUUUUGGCUCCCUUCCUGCUUAUUCAUCUCCCUUUUGUUGUUUAGCCUUCCUGACUAAAAAUUCUUAAGACUGCACAAUGCUCCGCUUUUGGGGGGGCUUUGUGUUCCCGGAGGCUGCCUGUGAAGCGCCCGAAAGUAAGUCGAGGUACGAAAACCUCUUCAAGACACUAGAUCGCAACCAGGAUGGUCGAGUAGACAUUGCUGAGCUACAAAGUGGCCUUAAGGAGUUGGGCAUCCCUCUGGGAGACGACGCGGAGAAGAAAAUUUUCAGGGCUGGCGACACUAAUCAGGAUGGAAGACUGGACUUUGAAGAAUUUACACGUUAUCUUAAAGACCAUGAGAAGAAAAUGAAACUUGCAUUUAAAAGUCUGGACAAAAAUAAUGAUGGUGUAAUUGAAGCCUCAGAGAUCGUUCAGUCCCUGAAGAUAUUGGGCAUAGAUAUUUCUGAAAAGCAGGCAGGCAAGAUUCUGAAAAGCAUGGACGCUGAUGGGACAAUGUCAGUGGACUGGAAUGAAUGGCGGGAUCAUUUUCUCUUUAACCCUGCUACAGACAUUCAAGGAAUCGUCCGUUAUUGGAAACAUUCCACAGUAUUAGAUAUUGGAGAUAGUUUAACUAUUCCUGAUGAAUUCACGGAAGAAGAGAAGAAGACCGGCCAGUGGUGGAAACAGCUUUUGUCAGGUGGAGUUGCUGGUGCUGUGUCUCGGACAGGCACAGCACCCCUGGAUCGUCUCAAAGUUAUGAUGCAGGUUCAUGGUUCAAAGGGGAAAAUGAACAUAGCUGGCGGCUUGAAACAAAUGGUGAAAGAAGGAGGAGUUCGUUCCCUUUGGAGGGGAAAUGGUGUGAAUGUGGUCAAAAUCGCUCCCGAAACAGCUAUCAAAUUCUGGGCCUAUGAAAGGUAUAAGAAAAUGUUUGUUAAUGAAGAAGGAAAAAUAGGAACUAUUGAACGAUUUAUAUCUGGUUCUAUGGCUGGAGCAACCGCACAAACAUCUAUUUAUCCCAUGGAGGUAUUAAAAACAAGACUGGCAGUUGGUAAAACAGGACAAUAUUCUGGGAUGUUUGACUGUGCUAAGAAGAUUUUAAAAACAGAAGGGGUGAAAGCCUUUUACAAAGGUUAUAUUCCUAAUAUUUUGGGAAUAAUUCCAUAUGCUGGCAUCGAUCUGGCUAUUUAUGAGGCAUUGAAGAAGAUGUGGUUAGAAAAAUAUGCCACAGAUUCUGCCAACCCUGGUAUAUUAGUAUUGCUUGGAUGUGGUACUUUAUCCAGUACUUGUGGCCAGUUAGCCAGUUAUCCACUUGCCCUUAUCCGAACUCGAAUGCAAGCUCAAGCAAUGGUAGAAAGUGGCCCUCAGCUAAACAUGGUUGGCCUUUUCCAAAAAAUUAUUGCCAAAGAAGGAUUCCUUGGACUAUACAGAGGCAUAGCCCCAAACUUCAUGAAGGUCCUUCCUGCUGUGAGCAUCAGUUACGUGGUAUAUGAAAAGAUGAAGGAAAACUUGGGAAUAGCUUAAAAGAAAGACAUGAGAAGCUCUCAAAGAAUAUUAACCCAGAUGAAAUCCUCUUGGAGGCUAAAUUCAUGUUUACAGUUAGCUACAGUUCUCUAUGCAAAAAUUCUGCAAGCCUUAACUUUAUAAAGCCUGGAUGGAAUGAAAAAGAAUGUAUUUUCUGAAAACAGCUAGGUAAUGAGAAAAUUGUCAAGAAAUAUUUCAUUGCUCAUGUAGCUGCUUUUUGGAAAAGUUUGAGGAUGUCAUAAUUAUUUCCCCAACUUAUAUAUUAUUGGGUUAAAGCUAUACAAGCAGUCUGUUAAUGACAAUUUGCGUUUGAUUGUCUAGUGGGCAAUUUUAUUUUACAGGCAUUUUUUGCAAUAUGAUAAUAAUUCUACCUUUUUGUUAAGCUGCUUUUAUAAACAAAAAAAAUCCCUCAGAAAAAUGAUUCAGAAAGUCAUAAAAGGUUGCACUGAAAUUCUUGAUACAUUUAUUUGUUCAAUUCCUCUUAUAACAAAUGAACAGAAAGAGCUUGAAAUGAAAUGAAUAUAUUUGCACAUUUAUUAGUCAUUUAUAUAGAACAUGCCUAGGUGGGAUCUCGUUUUCCAAACAGUAAUCUUAGAAAAUUGAUGAGGAUAGGAACCAAUCCAGACACAUGUGGAACUGACAUAUUAAUCAAAGUGAAAGUUAUUGCUAUUUACAAAAGAUUAAUAAUUGAUAUUGUUUGUGUGCUUAUUCAACAUCCUAUUCCUAAUUUAUAUGAAUGGAAGUAAUCAAAAGCAUAUUUUAACGAAGUGUUCAUAUCCUUCAAACAUUAAUCUAAUUUGUUAAAGUUUCUUAAAUUUCUUUUCUUUUUUGCAUCCUUCCAUCUUCCACAGUUGCUUAUCAAAUUGCAUGUUUUUCAAUGCUAAUGAGUUCCUUAGCUGGGCUUGCUUUCUCUUCCAAGAGAAAAAAAUCUUGUGUUUUCUUUUACUACCCAAAGGAAGGGGAAAAAAAAACAUUCUUACAUUUUCCUUCUCACUUAAAUUCCUUUCUCUCACUGACACCUGAACCAUGGUUUCCUCUCUGCAGUGAUACUUAAUCCAGAUCUCAAUCUUAACCCAGGUCUGUUGCAUGGUUUUCUUUUCUAACUCUGAUUUGAUUCCCUUUCAGACAGCCUCUCCUCCCAGAUGCUUCUCUCGCAGUUCUCAAUUCAUGGAAGAUGUUCCCUCCAUAGUUCUCCUCUACUUUGGAGCUUUGGAUCCCCUAGGCACCCACUGUUCCUUUUGGGCCCUCUGCUGGUUCACUCUCCUUUUUCACUGUCAGCAUAUCCAGACCGUAAAAGAACUAGCUAUCCCAUGACUUAUUUUCUCUAGGUUUGCCUUGUCUGCAAACAAUAGAUGUGUGAGAUUGCAGGUGCUUCAACAGGCUGUGGAUUUUUGUCAUUGCCAGUGUGCUUUAAGCCACCAUACAUCCGAUUGUCAGGCCACAAAAUAAAAAUACCCUUUUAACCUUAACAUUUGCAACAUUGAGAAGAAUGGCAGGUGUUUUUGUAUCAUGGCAAGCUCAUUCUUGCACACUUGGCUAAGUCCUGCUUGAAGCAGCUGGAAGUUUCACUUGCUGUUUAGGGACUUAACUAAUUUGACUGACUUUGGCAGGAAAUGUUCUGGGCAGAUUGCACCAGUCAUUCAUAAAUGUCAAUUACAAUCACAUCAAAUCUUAAAUGCCUCCAUGGGUUGCUUUCCAGGUAAUAUGUUGAUAUAACAAAUUAAAGCUGUUCUUGUGAUUGCUUAGUAAAGAUAAGAGACUGUUAGGAAAACCUUAUUGCAUCAUUCACAUAACAGCUGAGGACAUUUUCAAAGUCCUGCUUUAAGUUUAAACUGAUCAUUUGUUUUAUAUGCUCUCUCUCUCUCUCUCUCUCUCUCUGUGUGUGUGUGUGUUUGGCAGACCAGAGCUGAUUUCCUUGAGGGAGAGCUGUAUUUUUUUAAUAGCAUUAGAGAGAUUGUUGAUAGUUAGAAAGAUCCACAAAUCUUCUUAGCUCCCCAAAUCAAGAUAGAUAUCAAUAUACUGAAAUGUUCAGUUUAUUUUUAUCAAGCAACCAUAUCAAAUUAUAUCAUAAUAACAUAAUAAAAUAUAAUAAACUGAAAUUAUAUGAACUAAAUAGUAAAGAAUAUUGCCUUCAAGUUAUUACAUUUAGCAAAAUGAUUGUAAGUAACUGGAAAUCAAACCACAAGGUAAUGAUAGGCAACCAAAAAUUGUAUUGAAAAAUCAUGGCCAGCCUAUAUUAAUCCACUUCUUGAGUAUAUUUUAAUUAUCUUUGAAAUGAAAGGAAGGAAUUGCUUGUGUGUUAAAUCAUUGUUUGCUUAUUGCAAUAAAGUAGGCUCACUUUAAUUAUAGAUGUAACCGCAUCAUAAAAGCAGAUUGUUUUCUUGGCAUUGCUUGUUUCUUUGAAACCUGGCUGUUCCUUUCAACUGAUUAAAAUUUUCUUCAAGAAUGGCUCAGAGAAGUGCUUGUGUAAAUGAUGGUUGUUCUUUGGAGUUUCUUAUGCUACUAUCUGGAAAUCUUAUUACCUAGCUGUCUUGAAUAGAACUCUUAAAUAUGCAGAACAAUCAUUGGGCAAUAGAACUUUUAUGCUGUGAAACAUGGAUAUUGCUAUUAUAAAAAGAGGUAUGUGAUCAUGUCAACAGAUCUGUAGUAGCUAUUGGGUACAGAUGGAUGAUGAUUUGCUAUACAUGGCCAUAACUUUUUUUGGGAGAAUGUAAUGUAAAAUGUUCAAACAAUUCACUUUACAAAAGAGUAAAAUCAUAAUAUUUGUUUCCAGUGCCUUCAGCAAAUACUCCCUUAAUAAUCCUUUUAAAACCAUCAUGGUUUUAAAAUAAGGCAUGGCCACCUCAUAAUCCUCUAUUAAUGUUGUGAUGCUAAGAUAUAUGGCACUGGUGCCUAUUGCAUCAUGUUCAACACUCUUGAAUGACAGCUUUUUCACACUGCCUCUUGUCAUAUAGAAAACCACACUUGAUCAAAGCCAAAGAGUUGUUCCAAAACAUGCAGUAUAUAAAAGCAUCAUAUAUAUAUAUAUAUAUGCAAAUGUUCAUAUAUAUAUAUAUAUAUAUAUAUAUAUGCAAUUUUUUUAAUGUAGCUUUCUUACAUGGUUCAGAAAAAUGUAUAUUUGAAAAAUAAAGUUGAAAAAUGACAUAAAUAGUACAUGAACUAGAUUAAUUCUGUUUUCUUGUAUAAGUGCUCUUAUUAGAGUAUUGAUUUGGGUGAUUUUGUUGUUAAUUCUUGGGGGAUGAUGUAAGCUUCAGUAAGAUUCCUUUUAUCUUGUCCCUGAACAUGGUUAGGUUGUAAUUAUUGUAUGUUUCCUCUGUUCCUUGGUGAAAGUGAUGCUGAUACUUUGAAAACUGUUUAUAAUAAAUGGGUUUUAUAGCA